AUGGAUAUCACAGUCGACUGGUCCGAUCUUCCAGUCGAGCUCUGGCCACUGAUCGGAGAAAAGCUCGAACUGCGCAUCCAGUCUCUCCAAUUCCGCAGCGUUUGUCAUUCAUGGCAUUCUUGUGCCUCGCUUCCACCCUUCACUUCCUCCGAAAUUCCCUCUCCCAUUCUCCGAUGGACCCACCUCCUUCCUCUCCCAAAACACCGUCUACCUCCUACAGAGCCCCUUCACGUCAUCACUGGCACCACCGUCGUCUGGAGGUUGGUUGGUCAAGGGAAUUCGUAUUUUCUGAGAUACAUCCUUGGCUCUAGUUCUGUUUGUGGUUUAAAGAAAGUAAUUUUAAUGCCUGCUGAGAUUGUUGAUUGUGCUAUUCUGGUUAUCUCUGAUAAGGGAAAUUUGGGUUUUGCUAAAAGUGGAGAUGAGAAACUCACAUGGUUUAGUAAUGGAGGUUUUGUUUUUGAUGAUGUUAUUGUCUAUAAGGGUCAGCCAUAUGUGGUGGAUAGCUUGAGUUAUGUUUUUAAGAUUGAUGUGUCUUCAGAAGUGAUGGUGAAGAUUUCAUCAAAAGUGAUUGGUUUUGGUGGGAGGAAGCAUUUGGUAGAGUCUUGUGGAGAGCUUUAUGUGGUCGAUAUGUAUUUUGAUCAAGAACAAAAUAAGCAAGAAGGGGCUGGUGUUGAGUUAGAUUUUUCUUUAUUUGUCCGUUGGCGUCGUGGAAGACACCAAAGAUAUCAGUUUGGUGAACUCAAGGUAGUUGAUUUUAAGGCUUGCAAGUUGGAACUGUUGAAUGGAGAGUUGGGCAGAUGGGUUGAAGUGAAGUGCUUGGGUGAUCGAGCGUUUUUCUUGGCUAUGGAUUGUUGUUUCUCUGUUUGGCCCAAGAAUUGGCUGGGUGCAAAGGGAAUUGCAUUUACUUCUCAGAUGAAAACAAUGUUAAUCUUGCUCUUAGAGAAGUAA
This is a messenger RNA of Rosa chinensis, 948 nucleotides long. RefSeq names its product F-box protein SKIP23. The record is from RefSeq and is a predicted model, not a curated record. The coding region runs from base 1 to 948 and encodes 315 amino acids. Lineage: Eukaryota; Viridiplantae; Streptophyta; Magnoliopsida; Rosales; Rosaceae. The transcript is spliced from 2 exons.